This is a messenger RNA of Pomacea canaliculata, 9674 nucleotides long. RefSeq names its product cytoplasmic protein NCK2-like. Bases 2700 to 4052 code for a protein of 450 amino acids. The transcript has 4 exons. The record is from RefSeq and is a predicted model, not a curated record. NCBI's taxonomy places the organism in Eukaryota, Metazoa, Mollusca, Gastropoda, Architaenioglossa, Ampullariidae. Gene Ontology annotation, molecular function: protein binding.
GCUUAUAUCACUUGCCUGCCUUCUCAGACUGAGAUAGGAAGGACGAAUACUUAUUGUAUUUUCAGUCAUCUAGCUUAAAUGAUUGUGCUAAAUAGAUGUUCGAAAGUUGUUUGUGUUGACAGAUAAUAAACAAGAAUUACUUAGUUGGUGUCUCUCUUAAAUUAUGAUGGAGAUUUUAAAAGUUUCAACAAGCUAGAAAUUGUAUCCCCAACACAUUAAAAGAAUAUUAACACAAUGUUUUUAUUUUUAUCAUCGUUGUUAUUGUUAAUGCAUUGUGCAUGAAACUUGAUGUCUUAGCUUUUCCCCCUAAUGUAGAUUUGUGCUUUGUUAAAUUUGUUUGUAGUACAAAGUUUUGUUUUCCUUUGUUGUAAAAUUAUUUUAUAUUUUUUUCAGUCAAUAUAAAAUCAGCAUGAGUAAUCUUGUGCAUAGUUUACAAGUUUUGAACUUAUUUAGAGCAAGUGCAUGUCUGUGACAACAUUUCCACUUGUAAAGAUAGUAAAUAUUUACAGAUAUGUAAUAAUUGUUUACCAUUUAAUGGCUAUAUUUCUUUAGAUCUUAUUAAUAUUAUUUGCUGUUUAACUUAAUGUUCACCAGCAAGGUAGUAAUGUUGAAACUGGAGUGGUAAGGAGUAUUAUUUUUAUUAUUAGCAUAAAAAUAAACUUUAUCAUAUAUCGAUUUCAGAGAUAACUGUAUAUGCAUACAAAUGGUUGUGAGUAAAAACCUACAUUUAACAUUGAUAUUAAACCUAAAACUUUUAAGUUCAGAUCCACUGACUUAAGGUGUGAAGCAGCAGCUGUUAUUCUGUUCUGUCUUUUAGUUAAAAGUGGCAUUGGUUGUGGUGAGUCAUGCACUGGUCAUGCUGUGAAACUGGCUGUCCAGGGACUGGAGUUUUAAAAGACCUUAUUGAGGAGCAGAAGCAUAGUGUCUGAUUAGAAAACAAAGCAAAAAAACUUAUGAUCAUAUCAUAAAACAAAUAGCAUACAAUGUGUGGUUUUCACAAGAAUUAUUUUAACUAUUUUUAAUGAUAAGAUUGAAAUAGUGUUUUGUAUUCGGCAUUUAAAAUUUAAUCUCACUUCAGGUUUUAAAAAAUUUGGGGCAUUCCCUCCUUUCCUGCAUUGUAUAUAAAUUUUUUUAAAUAUUUAAUGAAUAAGAUUUCCAUGGGUUUACAUCUUCUGUAAUCAAGAGUACUUUUUUGCACACUUCUCAGUUCAUGUUUUUGUCACUGAGUCAUCUAUUUGCUGACAUGUUUCUUGGCUGUCAGUUCCUUUGUGGUCUUUUAUGUGCAGCACAUUGAGUUUGCAUCCAGAUGGGAAUAUUAGCUUUACAAAUUCAGUAAUAUUAUUUUGUGAUACUCUUGUAAGCUGAAUAUAAAAAUGCUAAAAUUCCACCACUCCUAAACCAAGAAGGAUGUAGUGUUCCUGUGUUUGUCACUUUAACUUCUUUAGUGUUGGAUUCUCCUGGAGUGAUAUUUUCAGAUAAUGUGAAUCAUUAUGGGAUUAACCACAGAUGAAUGGUUCUGUCUUGUUGCUAUAAAUGCUCAAUUUUAAACAAUAUGAUACAAGGACUAGAGAUAAAAAUUUAGUUUAAGAUGCAAGAAUAUUAAGACACAUUCCCCCCCCCCCCUUUUUUUUAAAUAUUACUUUGAUCACUUUUGCAUCUCUUGAUGCUGCCAGACCGUUGUCUGUGGCCAGGUUAAACUGAUCAUUACUGAUGCCAGGUUCUCUGCGAUGACUCAUAAUCUACUCAGGCGUUCCCUAGGCUAAGCACACUGGGAGCUAGCUAGUGGUAAAUCAGUGUUUCCUUUGGGCUGCAAAGCUUGGUGUUAACCCAUACAUCGGUUAGAGUGAUUUUGUAAAUGGUGACCAGAGAGCAUCUAGAGAUCUAGGACACAAAUAAUUAAUGAGCACUUUCUUGCUUUCAACAUCCUGUAAGAAAUUCUGAAAAGAAUGUUGUUUAGGAUUUUAUAUUACAUUGUGUGGAGAACUAGAGAGGAAACUAGACAUUUACUAUAAUACUAAUUUUGGAACAUGUUUUAUUUUUGAGAAGUUUGUUUUUUGUUUUUUUUUUAAGUGUCUUUUUAAACUGUUUUACUAUUCAGAACAGUUUAUGUUCACCUUAGAAUAGAGGAAGACAGGCUGCCUCUUACUACAAAGUCCGUGUAGCAAGUGUGUGUGCACGUGCACAUGCAUGGGCAUAUACAAAGGCACACAUCAUUGAUUCCGAGACUUGACUCUAUGUUAAGCAAGACAUCUUGGCUUGUUUGUGGGAAAGAGCUACUCAUUAGUGUAAAAUCAACCAUUUAAAGAGCAUCCUUGGAAGUUUAUCUUGAGAGGGUUGGCUUGUAAUGCUUUGCUUCCUAAAUAGUCAGACCUGCAUCUCUUAAUUUUAGGAAAUCUUCUCCACCCUUGUGACUAGAGAAUAUGUGGAAAUUGGAUUGGGAUUUCUCAGCGAGUCACAGUAGCAUUUACUGUGCUAUAGUAAUGACGUGGGUAAAAAUUGGGAAAGAGAAAUGCACAAAUAAACUGUGUCAUUUGGUAGAUAUUUCCUGUCAUGUGCUGAGCCACACGUAAGCAUGCUUAUGAGGAGGAUGUCUAGUCAGACAUUUAGCCAGCCUGUAUGUCAGUGACAGCUGCAUGUUUUAAUCAUCUACUUAAUAUACAGCUGAACUACUGACAUCAGUGAAAAAGUUGAUUUUAAGAAUGCCUUUGCUUGAACAUGUUACCUGUUGCAAAGCUCCCUCCAUUUGUAAAAAGAUGGCUUUGUCUAAUGGAAGAGAGGAGGACUCACCCAUGGCAACCAUGGCAGAAGGGGAAGAAUUGCAAGUGGUGGCCAAAUAUGACUAUACUGCGGAAAAUGGGCAGGAACUUUCAAUAAGGAAGUCUGAACGGCUAAUCCUGCUGGACGAUUCUAAAGACUGGUGGCGGGUCAAAAACUCGGAAAAUCGCCAGGGUUAUGUACCAUCAAAUUAUGUCAAGAUUGCCAAGCCAAAGUCACUUUUUUCAUCGCUGCUUAAGAAAGGGGCAAAGAAAUCCAAAAAUGAUUCAAAGCAGCAGCCAUCAACAUGUCCUUCACCAUCCCUGAACAACGGCAACACUAGACCCCGCAACAACCUGGACAACUCCGCACCAGCCAGUACACAAGUCCUAGCCCAGUUUCUUCCAGCUAUUGUGAAAUUCAACUAUACAGCACAGAGACAGGAUGAACUGACGUUGGUAAAAGGGGAAAGUAUUCUGGUGAUGGAAAAAUCAAGUGAUGGAUGGUGGAAGGGACAGAAAAAGGACUCAACCUGUGGUUGGUUCCCUUCUAAUUAUGUAGAGGAGGAUGUCACUGGGGGUGACACGGCUGAUAACCUGCUAUACAGCACAGCCGCAGGUGCGGAGGUUGGAAGCGGUGGCUCGCAGUCUGAUGUACCAGAGUUGGUGUUAGCUUUGUAUACAUUUGCUGGAAACAAGUCGGGUGAGCUACCUUUUGAAAAGGGAGAAAAGCUGGAGGUACUGCAAGCAUCUGAAGAGGAUCCAGACUGGUGGCAGGCCAGGAACAGCAGGGGAGAAAUUGGUCUCAUUCCGCGAAACUAUGUCACUGCAGCCGCACAUGACCAAGAGAGUGACCGCACCACCAGUGGCAGUUCCUCCACUCCUCACUCACAGUCCAUCUCCAGCAUCUCCAACACCUCUUUGGCUGGGGUUGUUGGGCGUCGACAGUUUCAUGUUUCAGGGCCACUUGCAGAGCGAGACUGGUAUUAUGGGAAAAUCACAAGACAGCAGUGUGAGGAAAUUCUUACUAGGCAUGCAGAGAAUGGAGAUUUCCUUAUAAGAGACAGUGAAUCUACGACAGGACAUUACACGGUUGUGUUAAAAGCACCUAACAGAAACAAACACUUUAGAGUGCGCGUUCAAGAUAACACAUUUGAAAUUGGACAGCAGAAAUUUAAUUCUCUUGAUGAGUUGAUUGAGCACUACAAGAAGCAUCCCAUCUUCAAACAGGAGAAUGAAAAGUUGUACUUGAUUAAACCCUUCAGUUUCCCAUCACCAUCAUCAUCAGACAAUUUCUGAUUUACUUAGUGUUUAAUGUGCAGCACCAGUUCUUUUGGAGUUGUAAGUUGCAAGAUCUUUUGUGGUGCACCAUGACAAAGGCCAUUUGUGCUGGACUGUUAUAUUAUUUCUUCCUAACAGUGGGCAGACAUUUUUGGAAUCCUACCAAACCGCCUAAUAUGAAGAAAGAAGACAGUUCAUCGCAUGCAUGUGUGUAUGUAUCUGCAUGUGUGUAUGUGCAUUCAUUUAUGUGUAUGUUUGUGAUUGCUGGAAGAUACUGAUUUGGGAAGUUUCGAUGCUUGACCAUACACAGGGAGAACCCUAUGCUUAUGUCCAAGUAAAAUUAUUAAUGUAGUGAUAGUUGUGAGGCUUCUGAACAAGUGAUAAGCAAGCUCAUUAGCAGAAGACUUUUAAGUCCAGAGAAGGGCAAACCUUUUCAAAAGUACAAUACAGUGCAAGUGUUUUUUUAGUAUCACCUAUGUGAAUGCUUAUAUAUGUGUGUGCGCGCAUGUGCGCAUGGGUUGUGCGUGUGUGUGUGAGAGAGAAAAUGAUUGAGGUUGGGCGGACUAAAGUGAUUUUGUGCAUGCUAAAACAUUUAUUAAGUCAAAAUUUUUAUGGGCUGAGGUUUACAUCUGAAUGCUUUAAGCAUAUGUAUGUGCUGUAUAGCUGCUAGGGCCAGAGAGCUUUCCGUGAUGCUUCUUGUCAAGAGAGCACAAUUUCUAAUCAUCAGAAGCAAAUGGUGCAUUUUUUUUUUUUUUACAUCUCCCUUCCCCCCUCCCUUAAAUGAUAUCACAUCGCGGUUCUAGAGGCACUUGAUUAGUGCCUAUCCAUUAUUAAAAAUCGUGAUGGCUUUUUUGAACAAGAUUUCAACGAGUACAUUUUGAUAUAUUCUUGUUGCUUUAUAGAUGAGUGAAAACAGGUGCUUGCAUCAAUAGAGUGCGGAAUAUUGUGGACCAUGUUUGAAAGCAUUCUAAACCACAUUGUCCAGUCACUCACAUAUGUUUAUGCAUUCACACUUAUACCCGCACAUGCACACACACACUCUCUCUCUUACCCCCUCCCCCGACUCUGCGUCUAGUCAAUCAUAAGCUAUAGAUACUCCCUGAGCAUAUUUGAUAUGGAGCAGAAUUUGAUACUUGGUUCAGUUGCAUGACAAAUGCCUUUCACCUGUUUCCUGUGAAUGCCCGAUUUUCAAGCCUGCCAUCAAACAAGUGCAUGAAUACAUGUGAUAAUUACUUAUCAAUACGAGGUUAUGAAGAAUAAUUGUGAAAGAAUCACACCGUGUAGUAAUGUGUUUAAUUUGCUCACAUAUUCUCCACGUACAUAUUUUGUUUGUUUGUUUUUGGUAGACUUAGAUAAGGAGAUGUUGUGGCUAUUGUGACUAUUUUAGUGUCAUGGUAUCUACUUGAAGCCAUAGUCGGAGUUUGUCCAUCUCUUUUGCAUAUAAUGCAGGAGUUGAAAUAUUUCUCUGUGACUAGCUGUACUUGUCUUGGUGUUAAUUAUAAUCUAUUUUAUACUGGACAUUACAAAUACUGUACCCUCUCCCACCAUUCAACAAUGGAAACAAAGUUUAUACAUAUAUGUGAAAGAACUUUUAGUUUCUGUUAUAGUUGUAUGUCAUAACGUGACAUUUCACAGUGUUGCCAGUGCAAACAAUGCAUGUGCAGUCCAUGGCUCGAUCUUUUUAAUGGCAGCCUUCUCCAUAGACCUGGGCUAAGUGCAGUCACAUGACCAUGUUAAUCACUAUCAUCAGUUUCCAUUUUCUUUGUAAUGUUGCCCAUCUGCUUUUUAUAAGGUACUUCAGUCAGCACUUUCCAUACGUUCUUGUUUGUUUUGGUUUUUUUUUUUUUUGUUUCCACGAUCCAUUUUUUUGAGAUGUGCAUUGCUUUGGGUACUGCUGUCAAACAUGCUCUAUACAGGGUUGCUGCCAGUGGCUAGUAAUGCUUCAGCAUUCUAGAACACUGCCUUAUGUGUUGAGUUGGGCUAGAGAUAAACGUGGCAGGUUUUUUUUCCCACAUCUUGAGUGGUAAAGAUAGAAUAGCACUUUCUAGAAAAAAUAUUGUGUAAAACCCAGCUGUGAUCUAAUUGCAUGGUUCCAUCUCUAUCUCACAAAUAACCCUUUGUCAUCUGAUUCAGUAGUAAUUAUGUUACUUUCUUAACCCUUUUGACUGUCUGCCAAAUGUUGACAAAAUAAGUUCAAAAACCAUUGUCAAAAGAUCUGCAUUUAAGAAAAUGACUAAGGGAGUUAAAGAACUGCAUUAGAAAUUGCAUUUCUUGGUCAGAAGAUCUUUUUAUGUUUGCUAAAGUGUGCUGUUGAUUUUUUACACUAAAAAAAAUAGUAAACCAUUUUUCACAGAUUUAGUCAAGGGAAAAACUGCCAAAUCAUCUUGAAUGUUAUAGGUUGUUUUGCUGUCAUCCAUUAUAAACUUGACUACCUGAAAUAUUUAAAACUGAUCCAGACACCAUAGAGAAACAUCUCUUGUGCUUUCCGGUGAGAAUAUUCCUCCCAGUUUUACAAAGUUCUGUUGGAUGUUUUUUCCGCUGUCAUUAAAAUAAACAUAGCUCUGUACUGAUAUUUUGUAGAACUGUGGCUGCAUAAUGGGUUGGGGUUUUUUUCAUGAUUACUUUAAAACUUUGACAAUGGGCAGUCAUUAAAGACCAUAUGUACACCUCUUUGAAGUCAGGGUUUACUUAUGACCACUGUACAGUGAGCUUUAACUUUUUGUUCUCAGGCGUGGGUGAGCGAGAAUCCAUGUUUCACUGCUUGUGCAUGUGUUUGUGUGUGUGUGUGCGUGUGCAAAAUAGAGAAGCUAUUUUGGGCUAUGAAACAGCUAUUUCAUCCAUUUAUUUCCAUGCCAUCACACUAUUUCAUGUGAAACGUCUUGCAAAAGCCCACCCCCACCUCCUUUUUAAAGCAAAUUAACACAUCUUCUCAUUCAUCCAUGCAGUGUAUGGCCUCCCCCUCGAGAAAAAGACAACUUAUUGCAUUAGAUAAUGAGUAGUUGCAGUAUGCUAAAGUUUUAACCUCUUUUUGGGGGGGUUGUUUAGUCAUGUCCAUCAUGUGUGCAUUUUUAGAGAAUGUGUGUUGGAGGUGGGAGGGUGGGUGGUGGUUUGAUUGCAUGAGAUUUUGUAAUUUUUUAUAAACAAGCAUCUUCACUGCUGACACUGGUUGCCAGCACAGCAAGCACAGCAGCUUCUUGGCAAUGUGAUCAAACCUUAAUCCUUUUUUUUUUUUUUUUCCCUGUCUUCAUAUGUUUCAUGUGUGUUAGAAAAAUAUUUUCUAACUGGUCCAGUGCAUAAUUUACAACUGGUAAAUGUAGUGACUGAGGUGCAGAAAAUAAUAUAGAUUCUCAUUGUGUUUGUGUGUGUGCAUGUAUAUGUGAAUUUCUACAUCAAUAAUUUAUGAGUAAAAAUGGCAUUGGUCUUUGGGUGAACAAAUAGACAACCAAGAGCAGUAGUGUAAAUUGGUAUCCAGAGUUACAUGUUUAAAAACUCUUGGGUAGAAACAACAUUGGUAUUGAACUGUCACAUCUUUAUUGUACAUCUUUACAUCUUCAUACAUUCAGAGAAAGACUGCUGGCUGGCUAAGUUCAGAAAAUUGUCAUUUAUUUAGAAUCUCAGUGAACAUUGCAUUUCUCAGUUUCUGUACUGUUCUAACUGAAGGCGACUGGCAGUCACCAAAAGCUAGUAUUAAAGAGACCUAAUGAGGUCUGUGUUGAAUUCCAUUGGGAGACAGACAGGUAUUGCACUGGAUGAUGUUGGUUCUUAUAGAUAAUUGAAAGGAAAUUGGUCUAAUGUUUCUGUUAUAUAUUUUGGCAAUGACUUUUUUUACAAUAUAUGUAAUGACCUUUUGUUUGAAAAGACUUGGCUGCUUUGCACUGUUCAUAAUUUUAUGAAGUAGGGGACAAGAGUUUGCUACUCUUGCUUGCAGUUUGGAGGAGGGCAAAGGUAUGUGGGUGCUAGUCACCUGGUAAACAAAAAGUCUGGCUAUGAAGACAUUUCAGUUGUGAGGUGUUCGGUACAAACUUUGACAAUGCAUCUGAAAUGGCCUAGAUAAGUGUAUAUAUUGCAACAGAAUGAUUUUGAGUGGCAUUUGUGAUUGUAGAAUAUGUAAGAAUUUGUACAAUGAUAUCUUUUCAAGUUGUCACUUUUUUAAAAAGUAUUUAUUCUUUGGAAAAGGGUUGGGGGACUGGAGGCAUUACAAACUAGACCUGUCAUGGACCUGAUUUUGGUAGAAUAGAGCAUAUGCUCAUCCUCAUUCAUCAAUCACUCGUGCACUGGUCACAAAUUAAGUGGGCAGAAGGGACUGGGUCAUCAAUUUGGUUUGUUAUUUUUUAAAUAUAUAUACCAUGGACUGAGAACUUCCUCAUCAAAGCAUUAGGGGGAUGGAGUUGAAUGAUGAACCAUGCUUUGUGUCAGCACAAGUGUGCAUGUGCAUUGUUUGUCCAGUUACAGCAUGCUGCUUGCUUUGCUUUGGCAGGACACAUGAGAAAGAUGCCGAUGGGAGGUGGCGAUAGAUCAUGAAUCCACUUAAUAGGAUUUGGUGGAAAGCUUUAUAGAUCUUGUAGUCCACUGCCUUGCUGAGUUAAGAGAGAAAAAUCAUUUAGUUGUAGUUUCCUGUUUCCUCUGCAGCUUAUCCUCUUAUCUAGCAGAAAUAGUGGAAAAGAUUCUUAUGCUAUGUAUGAUGGACAAUAUGUGAUCUAGUGGUUCGAUCCAUUUGUGCUUUUAUAAUAAUGGAAAAAUGACAUUGUGAUAAAAGUUGUUUGAAUUUUUUUUUUCUGAACUGAAAAAUUGAUCUGCAUAUAUCUUACUGAGAAGUCUCAUCAAAUUGCCUAUGUAAUGCAGAUAUUUUUUCUGGUGAAACGUGUUUAGUUUUUAAGAUGUUAAAGUCAUUUUUCUUCUUUUCGUAGUUGCUGAGGGUGAUAAUGCUUUGUUGGGAAUUGUGUAGAAUGAAAUGUCAGAUAAACUAUAAUGGUCAAAAACUAAUGAACCACCUUAGAGUCUAAAGGUGACCAUGCAACAGUGAUUCUUGAACGUGCCCUUUUAUUAACCAUGGAGUGAGUGGUUUUCAAUAACACAUGCUGUUAGGUCUUGAAAAGACCAUUAGGCAAAACUGUAUCUUUGGUCUGUCUUGGUCACAGUCCUGUUAUUCUUUGAUAUUUAAUAUUAGUAUUUUCCUAGAUGCAUCAGGGUUGUGUGAAAAUUAACAAUAGACCUUUUUUUUUUAAUGGUAGGUUGCAAGCUUUGUAAUUUGCAGCAAACAAAAUGUGUUGGCUUUACAAGUUGAAUGAAAUGUUGGUUUGUUGUUUCAUAAGCUAGGGCCUGACUUGAAAAAACUGAGUUCUCCUGCACGUCAUCUGUCUGCAGAUGUCUUUGUUGUUCUGAUAUUGACCCCCUGAUCUGUCAUGUCAUCAGAUCACACACCUUUGCUUGCUGUUAAAGCUGCAAGGCUUUGCCAACCAUUGCUUUGUACAUAAUCAGUUCACUCAUUUAUCAGCAUUUAUCAGUUAUCAACCUCCCCUCUCACCCUCCAAGUCAUUACACAUUGGCAGUAAUUUAUUUUCAGUCAAUGAUUGUAUUUCUCUCAAGAUGUCAAAAAAUGACAAUAAAAUUUGCCUCUCUUGGCAGAUAUUAUGGCAUGAA